AUGUAUUUCAAGGUUAUCAUUCUGUUCGAUUUCCAAGUCGAAAAGACUGAUAACCUUGAAAGAAAUCAUUGAUAAAUACGAUGCACACAGCGUACACGUACAUAUAUACGAACUUGCUUCAUCUUUUGCGAGUCACGGCAGACCAUUAGCACCGGCGCGAUGACUUCGGCAAAGAUCGAGUUUUCUGUGCAAAUGACAUGUGAAAAAUGUGUACAAGCAGUGAGGAACAGCUUGUCAAAUGUUGAGGGAAUCCAAAACGUCGAGAUAUCCCUUGAAAAUGGGACUGUUGUUGUAGACAGCAGCGUUCCCUAUUCUGUGGUUCAAGAAAAAAUUGAAAACUCAGGCAAACGAGCUGUUCUUAAAGGAUAUGGUGGUACAGGAGCAAGUGCAGUGGCAAUGCUCGGUGGGGACUCAGGAUACAGUGCAGGCGAUCAAAUAAAAGGGGUUAUUAGAUUUGUGCAAGCAGGCGAAGACUGUAUUAUAGAUGGUACGAUAGAUGGCUUGAAUCCAGGGCCACACGGUGUUCAUGUUCACGAAUGUGGGGAUAUCUCAGAGGGAUGUGAGAGCGUUGGCGAACAUUUUAACCCAAAUAAUACACCACACGGUGGACCUGGAGAUGAUCUAACGCAACGGCAUUAUGGAGAUUUGGGUAAUAUUAUGGCUGAUGAAAGUGGUAGAGCCACAUUUCGAAUAGUUGAUAAUGUGCUUAAAGUGUGGGAUAUCAUUGGUCGCUCACUGGUUGUCACCGAUGGUCCCGACGAUUUAGGAAAAGGUGAAAGUCCCCGAUCAAAAAUUGACGGCAACAGUGGAAACAGAUUAUCAUGUGGCAUAAUAGCCCGAGCUUCUGGUUUAUUCCAAAAUACGAAAAAGAUAUGUGCAUGUGAUGGUAUAACUCUUUGGGACGAAAGAGAUCGAUCUGUCACAGGAUGGAAAAAUUCAAAGAAUGGUGUAGCUACUGGUAACUCAUGAGCUGAAACCUUAUAGCCUUGUCGUACCAAGGACUCGGGGAUCUUUUUUACAUUAUUUCAUUACACUAUGUACUUAUCUAUACAGGUGCAGGGUAUACAGUAAACUUUACAUUCCAAGUAACUUAUUGAAUGAGGGAACAGUUUGCAUCUGUAUCGUUCUUUUAGAUACAUGCAUAGGUUUUGUAAAUGGUUAAGGAAAUUGUGAUUGUAGUUUUUAUAUUUUGCCAUAGAAAGUGGAUGUUUUUGUAAAUGUAACAAGUCCUUCACUAUUAAUUACCAUAUUAGAACUUAAAUCAAUUAAACACCCGACAAUUGAAUAUGUUAUUCGCAGAAAGCAUCUGUAGGCAAUGAUAUGGAAUAUAGGUACGUUCAUCAAAAAUACUUGAAUGCUGUUUUGCUAAACAAUUAUAAUUUUUAUUAAGUUUUUUGUUACAAAAUUUAUAUAAAGCAACUUACAGUCAAUCUGUAAAUAAGCACGAAGUGUAUUGAAUACUUAAUUACCAUUAUUAUGAAUAAAAUAAUAUAAUUUGUCUUUCAAUUUGAUACGUUUAUGGAAUAAAUAGACUUGUGUUCUUCCAAGACUUUGCGAAAAUCUUGUCAUACACGAUCAAGGCAAAUCAAAAGUACUGCAAAACGUCAGGGACGAAGAUACUACUUGUGCCUAGUAAAUAUAAAACAAAGAUUUUCGGAACCGUUGAGUAUCUCGAAUACACAAUUUCGAAAGGAUAUCAAACGAUUUUCCUUCUUUUACCAGAUUAUACAAGGUAAAUUAAGUAGGUGCGUAUUAUUGUGAUGCUGAUAAUUUGACUGUUUCACGUUUAUUCAAACUUCCCACGAAAGUAUGGCAUUGUAUGGUCAACACGCAUUCUCAAAAUUUAAUUUCAUGCAUUGAAUGUUCAAGAAAUUAAUAAAUGUAAUAGCCUUAGUUGAACAGAGGAUAUACUAUACAAAUUGCUUAUAUUGUCAUCUUGCAGUCUUCGAAUAUAACUUACGUUUUUAUCUGAACAAAGUAAUAGGAAAAAAAAUUUGUUCAAAGUUGUGGACGUGUGCUCAU
Diprion similis is the source of this 2022-nucleotide messenger RNA. It is a transcript of the gene Ccs, whose product is annotated as copper chaperone for superoxide dismutase. The transcript has 7 exons. The coding region runs from base 160 to 969 and encodes 269 amino acids. Gene Ontology annotation, biological process: removal of superoxide radicals. Gene Ontology annotation, molecular function: copper ion binding. The record is from RefSeq and is a predicted model, not a curated record. NCBI's taxonomy places the organism in Eukaryota, Metazoa, Arthropoda, Insecta, Hymenoptera, Diprionidae.